CCGCCAAAGAAGCGCGGUUUUAUAGCCACAAUAUUUUCAAAUUUGAAUUUUUAUUUGCAAGAUAAUGAGAGUUAUCACAAAAGCUACAAAGUGCAAAUGUAUAAAACGACAUACGAUUUGAUUAUUCCAAGAGAGGAGUGUUGAAUAACAGCGUAUUCCGUAGGAUGACGGAUCGUAGUGCGAAUACCGCGAGACAUUCCGCUAGCGCAGCCCUGGCGGACAUCGCCCCAGUUGCCCCUUCGGAUCGAGCGGUUGCGUAGUCACGACUCGCGACCGGAGCCUCUGAGUCCCAUUUACUUUUUUAUAAUCAGUGUGUUCCUAAAGUGAAUUUUAAAAUAACAAAAACAAUAUAAAGUCGAUAUCCUGUCAUAUGUGUUAUCUCAAGCUUUUCUAUAAUUCCAUGUCUAGCUGUGCACAAAAUGGAAGAUUCCUACAUUAUCGCUAAUUUCCACACGCUAUGUCGACUGUGUCUGAACAAAAGUACAUUCUCGACAUCGAUAUUCGCAGCUGCGCCUGACGACGAAACUAAUGUUUCUUUAACCUCUAAACUAGCUGAAUGUUUCGAGUUGCAAAUUGAUCCUAAUGAUGGGAUGCCCAACAGAAUCUGCUAUAAAUGCUUGUUUAAAGUCGAUAAGUGCUCAAAAUUCAAACUCCAGUGCAUUCAGAAUGAAACAAGGUUGAGGCAGAUAACAACAAGAGUAAAUGAGCUAGACAAUUCCAACUCUUCAGAACUCAGCAGUUACAACUAUGGAUCUCAUUCUCAAGAUGGACAAAAACCAAAACCUGAGGAUUAUAUUGUUGAAGACAGUGUUGUGAUGGUUGUUGAUCCCAGCCUUGACUAUGACUCCUCUGAGGAAUCUGAAAAUAUGGACCCUGUAGAACCAGAAGUAGUGGAAAGAAAUAACACUCCAGAUGGAGAGCCAAUGGCUGAAUCUUUUUUCAAGAAUGUGUUUAUGUGCCAGUUCUGUGAUCAAGCUUUUGUUUCUCAAGAAAAAUGUAAAGAGCAUGAACAUAAUUGCCAUGAUCCCAAUUUACCAUAUAGAUGUGUUGAGUGUAGUCUAGUCUUUGCUGAGCGCAGUCAAUAUGUACAGCAUACUAAGCAAGUACAUGGUAAUGAUAAACCCUACCAUUGUCCAGAAUGUGAUAAAUGUUUUGGGAGGCGCUCGGACUUGCGAAAGCACUCCAUCGUCCACACUGGCAUUAGGCCAUACCAAUGUCAAUAUUGUUUGAAAAGCUUCUCCCGUAAUACUAAUCUUAGUAAGCAUCUUCGUAUUCAUGCAGGACAUAAGCCUCAUGUGUGCCCACUCUGUCCAAGGAGUUUCGUGGCAAAAGGAGACUUACAGCGCCAUGUGCUUGUUCAUUCAGGAAUGAAGCCUUUUGCCUGUAGGAAAUGCCCUUUAACAUUUGGUAGAAGAGAUAAACUUAUCAAGCAUGAAAUGCGACAUGGCCCCAUGAGCCCAAACAAAACAAAUGAUUUUGACAAUGAACAUGACUCACAUGACAUGGUUGUGAAUGUGAAUCCCUUUAGCAACCUCAUGACCUCACCUACUCAGCUCCAUCCAGAUUCAUCAAAUACUGAAUAUGAUUUACCUCGUGUCCCAGAUCAUAUAUCAGGUGAGAGCAGUUUCAUGAAGGUACAGAAAAAUACAUCUGCCUCAAAUAAGCCUGCCCAACAUUCCCCUUCAAAACAAAAAGCGGCUGCAAAUAAAAACAGACCUAAAAAUAUAAAGUGUCAUCAGUGUCCUAAAAGGUUUAGUUCUUUAGAUUCUUAUAAAACUCAUGUGUCUAUUGCACAUAUAGGAUCCAGGGUCUUCCAAUGCAAAAUUUGUUUCAAGAAGUUCCCUCGAAAAAGAGAGUUAGAUCGCCAUGCAGCUCUCCAUUCAGGCAUGAAACCUUUUUCAUGCAACCAAUGUGAUAAAAAGUUCACUAAGAAAGAUAAACUUGAUAAACAUGAGCAAACCCAUGAAUGUCUGGUUGUGAAUAUGCCUUGCAUAGAAUGUGGUGCCACAUUUGAAAAGAAAGCUGAUUUAGUUGCUCAUAUUAAAUCACAUUUUACUGAAAAUUUUGAUGAUAAGAUGACUGAAGCUGAAAUUAAAAAAGAAGAAGAUCCAGAAUUCAAUUUAGAUGAUAACUUCUAUGACCUUGAAACUUGAGAUUUUGAAAUUGUUGUCAAACUUAUGUCAGAAUAAUCCUUGGCACUGCAGUGUAAUCUAUUGUUCACUUGCUUAGUACUUAAUAGAUAGGUAUGUAAUAAUAAUGUAGAGGAUAAAGUGGGGGCUUUUACACUGAUGUAUGUUAAUUAUGUGACGUCUAAAUCCUGUGAAUUAGUUAAACAUUUUAAAAAUAAGUUAUACAUUUCACCUUCUCAUAUUGAGGAAUAAAUUAGCCAAAAAUUAUGUUAAUGUUUAGUUUUAUGUUAUUGUUAAGUUAUAGCUAAUGUUGUAUCUAAUAGAGUAUUAUUAUUGUAUAUUAAGUUAGUUAUUCAGACACGGGAUAUUUGUGUUUUAAAAACCACCAUUUAGGUCCCCAUAAGGUUAGUAAUGCAGUUAGUAGCACUAAAUUGAUCAGAAUUGUUGUAGGGUGACAGACUUCUUAAAAGAUGUCUUUUUAAACUCUACUGUUUAGAAAAGAUUAUAAAGUUACUUUAGGUGUUAGAUCUGAAGUUUGUAGGAGCUGAAUCUGUCUGAAAAACCGCCAUGGCAAAAAUCUUUUUAUUUAUCCAAAGAUUGUGAACUGUACCUAUUUUAUGUUUAUGUAUUUUUAUUUUGUAGGUAUGGUAUUCCUGUUUUAAUACUGUGACAAGGUAAAGAAAUAGCACAAGUACUGUCCCUAUCAGAAGUCAUAAUUGUAUAUACAUUAAUUAGUAAUAAAUAACAUACAUGAAACAACUGUUUAAUUAUAUAGUAAGUAAUAUACUGUUUUAAGUUUUAAUUACAAUUGAUUUUAUUUUCAUCCGAUGAAUAUUAUCAUGAUUAUGCAAUCUAUUAAAUAAUUAUGCAUGCAUUUAAGAAAAUAUGAAUAAAUAUAAGAAUUCUGUACUUAAAAGUGUAGUUAGGUAUUAUAAAUGAUUGUAAAAACUAUUAGACUUUCAAAAAACACUUUCUUGGUCUUUGCUUUCAGAAUUAAAAAUUAGCAUUCAUGAUAAUAGUUCACCUGGUUCAUUCAGUAUUGCACAAAACCAACAAUUUUAUAAUAAUAAUUCAAACUAAAUGCAUGAGAAUUAAAUAAUUUUAAUUUUUUACAUAUUAAACACAACUCAUUACGCAAAUAGAAAUAUGUAAAUAUUUAUCUGCAAUAAAUGUUGUCCAAUCCUUA
This is a messenger RNA of Helicoverpa zea (corn earworm), 3315 nucleotides long. Its product is annotated as zinc finger protein 497-like. The coding region runs from base 420 to 2153 and encodes 577 amino acids. The record is from RefSeq and is a predicted model, not a curated record. Gene Ontology annotation, molecular function: zinc ion binding. The transcript has 2 exons. NCBI's taxonomy places the organism in Eukaryota, Metazoa, Arthropoda, Insecta, Lepidoptera, Noctuidae. Gene Ontology annotation, cellular component: nucleus.